This is a messenger RNA of Oppia nitens, 657 nucleotides long. RefSeq names its product G patch domain-containing protein 4-like. Gene Ontology annotation, molecular function: nucleic acid binding. The transcript has a single exon. The record is from RefSeq and is a predicted model, not a curated record. Gene Ontology annotation, cellular component: nucleolus. Gene Ontology annotation, biological process: regulation of ribosome biogenesis. The coding region runs from base 104 to 628 and encodes 174 amino acids. NCBI's taxonomy places the organism in Eukaryota, Metazoa, Arthropoda, Arachnida, Sarcoptiformes, Oppiidae.
AAAAAUUGUAUUUAAAUUUAGUGUAAAACGUGUAAAACAUUUGUCGGACACAACUCCCGACUCCCGACUCCCGAAGCUUUCGACACUAAAACUGACCGCUAGAAUGGAUUUCGCGCGUAAACAGUUGUUGUCAAUGGGAUGGACGGAUGGCCAGGGAUUGGGCGUCAAUGAAGACGGCAUCACAAAUGCUAUCAAACCGAAGAUCAAGUUUAACAAAAACGGUAUCGGCUUUGAGGCCAACGAGUCGGCCAAUCAAUGGUGGAACCAGUCGUUCAACUGUUCGGCCAAUUAUAUAGACUUCAAGAUUAGUCAAACACAAAGUGGUCUCAAAGUAAAGGAAAAGAAUUCGUCUGUUGAUAACAAAAACCAUCAAAAAUAUAGCAAUUUUGUGAAGAGUUUGCCAAAUGAAGACAUUGAUGACAAUUGUGACGACAAUAGCGAUAAUAAUUUGUUAUUAAAUAAUAAAUUAAUGAAGAAUUUAGAUUUUGAAGAAGUAUUUCGCAAAUGUAAGCGACGGACAGCACAUAAGGCCUCACGAAUUGGUAUCAAAAUGAAUGGUAAACUCAAGAGACUUAAGGAACAGGACGAAGAAUUUUUGAAAAAGUUUAAGAAAUUAAAGCAAAAAUGAUUGACGACUUCUUAAGACUUUAAUUAAAC